AGAAUUGUUCAAAGUGGUGAGGGAGGAUGGCCACAGCGGCUUCCAAUCCUUACCUGGCCAGCAACAGCAUUCUCUCAUCAGCCUCGAUCGUGCACUCGGAGUCCAGAGGUGGUGGCAUGCAGCCGGGAAGCGGUGCCGUAACAUCGGUGUCGGGAGGUUACAGAGGAGACCCCGCGGUCAAGAUGGUGCAGAGCGACUUCAUGCAAGGAGCCAUGACGGCCAGUAACGGGGGGCACAUGCUGAGCCAUGCCCAUCAAUGGGUUACCUCACUGCCACAUGCGGCUGCCGCGGCCGCCGCCGCCGCAGCCGCUGCAGCGGCAGAAGCCGGCUCCCCUUGGUCCUCCAGCCCAGUUGGCAUGGCCGGUAGCCCACAGCAACAAGACCUGAAGAACAGUUCAAACAGAGAAGAUUUACACCCGGGCACCGCGUUGCACCACAGACCCUCGCAUUUAGGGGCUCACCAGUCGCACCAAAGCGCAUGGGGUGGCACCACAGCCUCCCACAUCCCGACCAUCACCGGAGGACAGCAGCAGUCCCAGCAGGCUCUCAUUUAUUCCCAGCCGGGUGGUUUCACAGUCAACGGGAUGUUGAGCCCUCCCGGGAGUUUAGUCCACCCGGGGCUGAUGCGAGGAGACUCUCCAGAAAUGGAUCACCAUCAUCACCACCACCAUCAUCAGCAGCAGCAGCACACUCACCACCACCACCACCACCAGCAGCACCACGCGGGAGUGAACAGCCACGACUCGCACUCAGACGAGGACACGCCGACCUCCGACGACCUGGAACAGUUUGCCAAACAGUUUAAGCAGCGUCGGAUCAAACUGGGUUUUACUCAAGCCGACGUCGGGUUAGCGCUUGGAACUCUUUACGGAAAUGUUUUCUCGCAGACCACCAUUUGCAGGUUCGAGGCUCUCCAGCUGAGCUUUAAAAACAUGUGCAAACUCAAGCCGCUGCUGAACAAGUGGCUAGAGGAGGCCGACUCGACCACGGGCAGUCCCACCAGCAUCGACAAAAUAGCAGCUCAAGGCAGGAAACGAAAGAAGCGCACCUCCAUCGAGGUGAGCGUGAAGGGAGCCUUGGAGAGCCAUUUUUUGAAAUGCCCCAAACCGGCAGCGCAGGAGAUAUCCUCUCUGGCGGGCAACCUCCAGUUGGAAAAGGAGGUGGUUCGGGUCUGGUUCUGCAACCGAAGGCAGAAGGAGAAGAGGAUGACGCCGCCCGGGGUCCCUCAGACGCCCGAGGACGUGUACACCCAUGCCGGCAACGGGAGUUUUGUGAUAGAUUACUUAAAAGGUGCAAGUUUGAAAGAUGAACCUGACAGCAACUACAACGUGACAUCUGCGAGCUCCUAUGGCCAGGAGAUUCUGGUGCACUGACACCGAAAUCCCGAAAUCAUAACCAGCCCAAAACCAACAUAGACUUUAUGGAUUGAAAUGACAAAAGAACUCCCACGGACAUGGA
Sinocyclocheilus rhinocerous is the source of this 1458-nucleotide messenger RNA. Its product is annotated as POU domain, class 3, transcription factor 3-A-like. The transcript is spliced from 2 exons. Gene Ontology annotation, molecular function: DNA-binding transcription factor activity, RNA polymerase II-specific; RNA polymerase II cis-regulatory region sequence-specific DNA binding. The record is from RefSeq and is a predicted model, not a curated record. NCBI's taxonomy places the organism in Eukaryota, Metazoa, Chordata, Actinopteri, Cypriniformes, Cyprinidae. The coding region runs from base 27 to 1373 and encodes 448 amino acids. Gene Ontology annotation, cellular component: nucleus. Gene Ontology annotation, biological process: brain development; regulation of transcription by RNA polymerase II.